Penicillium angulare is the source of this 363-nucleotide messenger RNA. Its product is annotated as CVNH domain-containing protein. Bases 1 to 363 code for a protein of 120 amino acids. NCBI's taxonomy places the organism in Eukaryota, Fungi, Ascomycota, Eurotiomycetes, Eurotiales, Aspergillaceae. The record is from RefSeq and is a predicted model, not a curated record. The transcript is spliced from 3 exons.
AUGCAGUUCUCUAUCAAGACCAUCGGACUCAUUUCCCUCUAUGCCAUGACCGUUUCUGCCGCCUCCAAGUUUGCCCAGACCUGUGAGAACGUCGAAACCUUUGGCAACACACUCCGCGCCAGCUGCCGUGAAUUCGAGAACGGAGAGCUUCGUCCUAGCACUCUCAACUUGAAUGAGUGUAUUAAGAACGGCAAAGGAUCUCUCAAGUGCGGAAAGAAUGGAGACUUCCAGGGCUCCUGCAUCAACUGCAGCCUUCGAGGUUCAACUGAGCUUUACUGCAUGUGCCGCAACGUUCAGGAGGGCCACCGCUUUGUCCCUACUCACAUUGACCUGAGUAAGUUCCACUCCUCCAAGUUGGAGUAA